Molecule: messenger RNA, 2221 nt
Organism: Lingula anatina
Lineage: Eukaryota; Metazoa; Brachiopoda; Lingulata; Lingulida; Lingulidae
Product: tetratricopeptide repeat protein 38
Molecular function (GO): protein binding
Source: RefSeq, a predicted model, not a curated record
AUUACAUUUACUUGAAGCGUUGACCUAGCUCUUACAAACAAGCUCACUGUUAGGGGUGACUGUUAGCUUAUCAGAUAUUGCACUCCAGGGUAGGGCCGCUAGAUGUGAGUAAAGUCACCGGCCGGAUUAACAACAGCAGCAGUAACAGCAGUAGAAGCAAUAGAUAUAAAGAAGGAUCAACAGUAGAGGUUACAAUAGUAUCCCGAGAAUGCAUUCACACUGGAGAGACUGUCAGGCGUGGAGACGGGAAGGACUGCCUCUUUCUACCACCAGCAACGACGCCUGCAAGAUGUACGACGCUGUCCUCACACAGUAUGUCGGUUGGUAUGAAGACCCCUCCGUUGGUGGCAUUCAGAAAGCAAUAGAGAACAUGGCAACAGCAGACCCUAAUUUCGUUAUGGCACACGUGAUGGCUAAUGGGCUGACUCUGUUAGCCGGAAAUAAGUCGAUAGCACAUGACCCGGUGAUGCAGGCCGCCGUGGCCAAGAUGGCGCAAUUGGCGGCAAAGAAUAACAUUACGGAUCGAGAGCGGAACCACGUGUCUGCCGUAAAACUAUGGGCAGAGGGGGACACUCCGGGAGCGUGUAAGAUUUGGGAAGACAUCCUGUUGGAUCAUCCGACCGAUUUACUGGCCCUGAAAAUGGCCGCUGACACCUACUUUUUUAAUGGAAUGAAACCGGAAAUGAGAGACAGCGUAAGCCGCGUGCUGCCGUCUUGGAAACCUUCCAUACCACUCUAUGGAUAUUUGACAGGUAUGCAUGCUUUUACGUUGGAAGAAACGUAUUUAUACGACGAGGCCGUGAAGACGGCUAACAAGGCCUUGAACAUCAAUCCAAAAGACGGCUUUGCAACUCACGCGAUAUCUCACGUGUACGAGAUGAGAGGGGAGCACAACAAGGGCAUCGAUCUCAUGUCUUCUAAUGAACGCGACUGGGUGACUUGCAGAGCGAUAGCUGGUCACUGCUACUGGCAUUGGGCUGUGUACCACGUAGAAAAGGGUGAAUACGAGAAAGCUCUCGACAUAUUUGACGCCGAGCUGGGAAAGCGUUGCAAUGACGGCAACAUGUUGGAUCUUACCGAUGCCUGCUCUAUGCUGUACAGACUAGAGAUGGAAGGAGUAAAUGUUGGAGAAAGAUGGAACGAGAUUCUUGAGACGUGUCAGAGUCACGUGGGUGAUCACGUGCAGUGCUUCACUGACGCCCACAUUCUCAUGGCGCUUCUUGGGGCUAAGGAGAAAGAAAUAGCAAAACAAAUGAUGGAUUCGAUAAAGUCAUUUGCAGUUAAGGGGCGUGGCCACAACCAUGAGGUUGCAGCGGAAGUUGGCGUGCCUCUUUGUGAAGCCUUCGAAGCAUACGAUAAUGGUGACUUUGGUAAAGCAGUUGACUUGCUGUAUCCUAUUCGUUAUAAAGUCAUAAAAAUAGGCGGAAGUCACGCACAGAGAGAUGUCUUCAACCUGUUUCUCAUCCAAGCUGCGCUGAAAUCACAGGAGAAAAAACACCACAAGAUAGCAAGGAUUUUAUUGAAUGAAAGGAAGGCACUGAAGGAGAACUCGCCCAUGACUGACCGACUGAUCCAGAAAGCACUGGCACUGCAUGCUGAUUGAAGACAGCAAUUUUGGGAAAUAAAAAUCAAAAUAAAGGAUCGUGUUUGAUACGAAAAGGUAUAACAUGGCUAAAAUGUAGCAUAAAAUAUGAUUUCUGUAUAUCUGAAUGAAUGAUUAAUUUAGUUUUUUAAAUAAAUUAUGUAUUCAUAAUUGACUUACUGGUACUGAUAUAGAACAAAUUCAACUUUAGUCGUGGGGACGCUUUUUCUGUUAAUAUAACGAUGCAGUGUGUUAUAGACAUAAAUUUAAAGCGUGUUAUAUAAUUUGUAUGAUACAGAGAUGAUUCAUUGCUCGGUGUUGUCUCCCUUCGCUCACUGUCUGAUAGUCCUUGCGACAACUUGGAGGCCUGUAGAUGCUGAAGCUAAUUAAAGGCGUCCUUUUAAGCCUAAAGGUUAAGUUUUGGAGAUCACAUCGCAUAAAUCUGAGGGGAACACGUUCAAAAGUAAGUCGCUACUUGGGUACAGGUCCUUUUACUAUAAGCAGAGAAUAAAACUGUCUGUAUAAAAGCCCUCUGUGAUGACGACCUGAGACAAGCAAUGCAUACGAGAAAGCAUUUCCAGAGCACAGUUUAAGCACACCCGAGUCUCAUCCAAGGCAAUGGCGAUCAUGAACUCCCUU